GAAAGCCACACAGUGAUACAAAUUCGACAGUUUUAUAAAGAUAUAUAAUUAUCUUAGCUAUUUGGUUCCGGAAGCCGUUACAAUUACCGGAACUUUAUAAUUCGGCACAGUUAUUCGCCGUAAGUUCGAAGUGACAAUAUUUGCACAUAGUUUGAGUGCAUAAAGUGACACUCGGUGCUGGAAAAUCUGGACCUUCCGUCAGCCAAAAUUAAGGCCAGAUUCUUCCGAAGAAAAGUGGCAGUGGCUCAGAAGUGUCGAACGGUCGUCCGUCAACAAACGACCACGCUAAUCCGAGUGAAGCUAACGGAAGGCCGGAGGAUGUUCCCGGCGGAAGAGCUGGACGAGCAAGCCACGCGGUAAGACAGCGACGUAAACCGGUGGCCAUCGGCCGGCGGAACACACGGACAGCAUCAGCAGCAGCAACACGUGGAAGCAGCCAUCGUCGACGAAUCAACGCAGUGACCAGUUUUCAAUCGAAAACGACAUAAGAAACAUGACGGCGUGAGGCGACCAGACAAGAUUGGUUACCGCAUUAGAAUGAUACACAUUUGUACAGUCUCUUCCGUAAGGAAAUUUAUGACAAAACAUAAUUCAAAUUUAGCAGACACGAAUCACUUUGGCCACAUUACCCGUGAAAUUGUGCAGAGUGAACCAAUGAAGAGAAGAAAACGAAGAAAAAGUGCAAUCGGAAAGGGCGCCCAAACUCUCCGCUGUUAGUGCAGUUGCCGGUUGGGAGGUGAAAUCGGCAACGUGUUGCAUGCCGGUGACGAGAGACGAGAAAAAUUGUAAAUAUGUGGUAAAUUUGGAGAAUCAAAUGAGACCGAAGCAGAAACAGCAGAGAAAGUCUGUCUGAUACAGUCGACAGCAGUUGGCUGUUGGUGAUUUCAGCGACAAUCACAACGAUCUUAAGUGACGCACCGACCGUCAAAACAGUAAAACGUCAACCUAACAACAACCAAAACAACAUCAGCAAAUUACGUCAACCAGAAGGAGAACAUGAGCUGGAGGGAUUCCAUCUGGCCAAGCAUCGUUAUCUUCCUGGGACUGCUCGCCACUGAAAAAUGCCGGUCUGUAGCUACGGAUGAUUUAGCUGGUUUGUCGGAGAGAGAAAUAGUGGAAGCAAUUGUGAGAAAGUGGGCCCCCUUGGUUUGGCUUGCGCCGAAUGAAAAGUAUCUGCCGGGAGCGGUAUCGACGUUCCUGGAGCACGUGCACGCCGAAAAGGCAAAGAUCGUAACGGUUUACCCGGGCAGCGAAAUAUCGGAUGUGAGUGAGUUGAAUCACUAUACCUACAACUACGACAAUGAGAACGAGCUGACCUACUACGAUCCAACACUACGACAAGCACGCAACCGGAACAAGCGUAACUUCCGCGAUCCGGCCACGUCGCUGGACCUACUGUUUGAUCUACCUAUUGGGAAUGAAUCCAAAAAUUGGUACCUCGUCACCAACAAUGAAAUCGAAGAGCUUAUAGCCGAUAAGAGUUCGUUUAUUUACGGACAGAACCCACAAAAUGAAAAUGUGCCAAUCUAUGCCGUUGUGAGCAUGUGUCGUUCAGCGACCUCGACAGUCGGAUCGCCGUCGCUUGCUGCCUCCAUCGCUGCGGCCGCUUCGUCGACCGUUACCGUGCAGCCGCUGCCACUUUCGUCCACUGUGCCACUGCAACCACCCACGACCACCUUUCCGACGCCACCGGUAGCAGCAUUGCACCAUUUUAGUCAUAUUGAAAACGAGGUAGUGUACAACACUAUCGACCGCGUCGGUUACAAACGCCAACCCUACGUGUCGGUACACAAGAACUUGUUUGAACUGCAACCGGAGCUGAAACCGGAUAUCAAUAAGAUCGAAAAGAGUAUACGUCUGAUACGGAAACGUCGCCGGCGAGGAAUUUCUAGACCCGAAACUCCUCCAGCCAGUGACGGUCAGCAAGAGGAGAAUACCGAAAGUCCCAGCGAGGAAUUGCUGGACAAAAUUGUCGAAGGUCGAGCAGAGGACGAAAACGAUGAGGAUGACGACGGUUACGGUGGUAACGAUAAUGAUUCAGACGAUUGGGAGACAAUAACGGAACGACGGGAUGACAUAAUCAUACAGAAUGGAGAAGAUUCUAGUGAUUAUCCUCACUUUCACGUGACCUACUGGAUGUUCUAUCCAUACAGUCAGGGUAAAGUAAUCUGUACCGUAAACCUAGGUCCACUCGGUCCGUGGCCGAUCCCUCUUUUGUUCGGAAUGUGCCUUGGGACCAAAAAGGAAUUUGGUAGCCAUGUCGGUGAUUGGGAGCACAUGAGUCUAUUCUUCAGAGGCAGAAGAGAACCUGACGAAAUGUACGUCUCAGCUCACGAUGCUGGUGCGUUCUAUUCCUACGAGCGACUCACGGGUACCUUUGAGUAUCGCAGCCAAGAAACGCGUAAAGGGAUCCUGCAGAGACCAACCUUUCCGAAAACGGUCAUCACCUCCGGUAACCAUCCGGUACUAUUUGCUGCUGAAGGAUCGCAUGGUUUGUGGACUGCACCUGGAAAGCACAAAUACGUUCGAGUACCGCGACUGUACGACGUUAACGGAUUCGGUACACCGUGGACUACCUGGAAGAGUGUUGAAGUGAUACAUGAAAACGACUCUAAGGGUCGCACUGCAUUGAAUCCAAAGUGGCUUAAAUUUAACGGUCGUUGGGGUAAUCCGAAAAACCGCUGCCAUCCAUUGAAGCGAUUCGGGCUGCACAUCUGUGAACUAACUGACGGUCCUACGGGAAUUCCACGAAAAAAGCCCCACUUCAAGUGCAAAAAACGAUAACUUUAAAUAUGCACACUCUUUGCAUUACAUGCUAAGACUUAGAUAAUUCUAUUUAUUUGGUAUUUUUAAUAAUUUAUUUAUCAUUGCUCAUUUUACCUUUCACCAUCAUAUAUCAUCAUUUUUGGUCUUACGACUGACAUCGUUGUUAAUUUGUUUUAACUACCAUUAUCGGCUGCCGAUAAUAUCCUAAUCAUCUAUCAACAUUCAUACAUAUCUAUCAAUUACUACCCAUAAGCUGUAACUUUAAAAAAGUCGGCAACCUACAAAAAUUUCAUUGUGAUUCGACAAAGUAAUAUGUUCCACUAAAGUAGGUAUUCGAUGCAUCGUUGUAAAAUGUAAAUAAAAAUGUUAUUUUAUUGACACUUCGAAAUGCGACAAAUAAAUUUAAAACAAAAAAAAUCCGACUGAAUAAAAGAGUAAACGUAUUGAAUA
Molecule: messenger RNA, 3216 nt
Organism: Topomyia yanbarensis
Lineage: Eukaryota; Metazoa; Arthropoda; Insecta; Diptera; Culicidae
Exons: 7
Coding region: 997-2784 (595 amino acids)
Source: RefSeq, a predicted model, not a curated record